ACCACUUGACCAGAGCAAUUGUAUCCUGUCAACUACCUUGCCUGGAGCCGCUCAAUACUCUCGAAGUCGGCCUUGCGAUGCAGAAUCGUCAAGUGAUAUGAAUCGCUCACCAACUGACUGCAGUCAUGACCUUGAACUGACGAGUAGGCCGGGCGGCACCGCGAUAACGCUCUCUAGCAACACACCCGCCUACGCCAUGAACGAGAGUCUCAAGGCUGUCCUCGCUAUGAUACCCAAAAGUGACCUGGUGUCAUAUGAUAACGUUAGGGCAUGAAACUUACGACCAUGUUCCAUUUACGUUCUCCAAUCUGCCCUCCAGCCUUCUCGACACAAGCGAAAACAAGGAGGGUCCAAGAACGCUUUCUUGCCUGCCGUCGCCCCACAAUCAAUAGGAAUAUACGGGCAUCAUUGUGCAGUGCAUCUAGCAAUUGGUGGUCUGACGUGGAGUUCUCGUCUCCGCGCAGCGCCUAGCGGUCGAUCCGCCUGGCCCUUUCUUCCCAGAAAUUUCCUGAUCUUCAUUCUCGGUUUCUAUCCUCUUAACAUGCCGAUAAUAUCACGCCUCCAAACCCCACUUCCCCGUUACUCUAGAUUCGGGCUUAUCC
Molecule: messenger RNA, 602 nt
Organism: Coniophora puteana RWD-64-598 SS2
Lineage: Eukaryota; Fungi; Basidiomycota; Agaricomycetes; Boletales; Coniophoraceae
Exons: 2
Coding region: 271-471 (66 amino acids)
Source: RefSeq, a predicted model, not a curated record